Molecule: messenger RNA, 1054 nt
Organism: Pistacia vera
Lineage: Eukaryota; Viridiplantae; Streptophyta; Magnoliopsida; Sapindales; Anacardiaceae
Product: AP-1 complex subunit sigma-2
Exons: 7
Coding region: 265-684 (139 amino acids)
Biological process (GO): vesicle-mediated transport; protein transport
Cellular component (GO): intracellular membrane-bounded organelle; AP-1 adaptor complex
Molecular function (GO): clathrin-cargo adaptor activity
Source: RefSeq, a predicted model, not a curated record
CUGUUUGUAAAGUUAGUCAAUUAAUAACAGUUUUCUGCUCUUCGACUCUCUAGCUCAGUAUUACUUCUCUCUCGAAUGUUUUUCUGGUUUUCAUUUUUCUUUCAAAUCCGCUCUAGAAUCUUCAUGGUGGUGACCUCAUUGAGAAUAAAAUAAGAGAAGACUGAGAGGAUUAAUAUAAGAGACGAGAGGAGAGCAAAAUUACAAACAUAAUUUAUUGGUGAUUGACGAAAAUUUCAUUUCUAUCGUCAAUAUAGUCGGAAAACCAUGAUUCAAUUUGUGCUUCUUAUUAGCCGACAAGGAAAAGUCCGGUUGACUAAAUGGUAUUCUCCUUAUUCACAAAAGGAACGAACUAAGGUUAUUCGUGAGCUCAGUGGAGUCAUUCUUUCACGAGGACCCAAGCUCUGUAAUUUUGUGGAAUGGAGAGGAUACAAAGUUGUUUGUAAAAGAUAUGCUAGUCUAUACUUCUGCAUGUGCAUUGAUCAGGAUGACAAUGAAUUAGAGGUCCUUGAAAUAAUUCAUCAUUAUGUUGAGAUUCUUGACAGAUACUUUGGAAGUGUCUGUGAGCUGGACUUGAUCUUCAACUUUCACAAGGCCUAUUAUAUUUUGGAUGAACUCUUGAUUGCCGGUGAACUUCAAGAGUCAAGCAAGAAAACAGUUGCACGUCUAAUAGCUGCUCAGGUAUAGACUCAUUGGUGGAGACUGCAAAAGAACAGGCCGGUUCAAUAAGUAAUAUAAUCGCACAGGCCACCAAGUAGGGUAACAUAAUUGUGGUUGUGCAUGUUUUGGUCUACUUUGAAGUGCUAUUUGUAUUCAAUUUCAUCUCAAAUUUCCGUGUCAAGAGCUGAAUUGCACGGUAAGGAUCUCGCAAGAAUUGUAUACUUUGUUGCUCAUCAGAUUUGCGUAUAACAGUGUGAUAAAUUUGGCUGAUGCAUCUAUACAGCUGAUCCAAGCCUUUUAAUGUAAAGACACUAUACGACUGGAACAUUUGCCUGUAUUUCUUGCUGUAAUUUGCAAAGCAACAGUAUAUUUUGUUAGUGAAUCGUUGAUUUUGCUA